GGGUCGCCCCUAGCUGACAACUUGAAAUGCAUCAACUUCAUCUGGGUGGUGAGAAACCAAAGCAAUGUAAAGUGGAUUGAAGAUGAAUUGAUCAAGUGUCAACAGGUACUAGGCAACAAACUACAAGCGGACAUUAGAGUUUGUGAUUAUCUACUUGAAAUGAAAAAGAUGGAUAACAAGCUUGAUGACAAGCUUGAUGCUGAAAAGAGCGUUGAAUCGGUAAAUUCUCCAGUAUACCGACUUCCAAUAACUUAUGGCAAACCAGAUGUAUGUGCCAUCUUGAAUGCAUUAACAACCAGUUUAUCAAGAAGAAACAUAUUUGUUUGCUCAGGAAGCAAUUCAAUGCAGAGGCAAGUUUCACAAACUGUAUCUGAACUUCAGUUAUUGGUAUUCAACAAUGAUUUAAGAAAUACAAACGUAGAGGAAAUUUACUUGCAUACGGAAUGUUUUGGCUGGUAA
Messenger RNA from Lodderomyces margitis, 459 nucleotides. RefSeq lists its product as uncharacterized. Gene Ontology annotation, molecular function: ferric-chelate reductase activity. Gene Ontology annotation, biological process: iron ion transport; intracellular iron ion homeostasis; copper ion import. The transcript has a single exon. Gene Ontology annotation, cellular component: plasma membrane. Lineage: Eukaryota; Fungi; Ascomycota; Pichiomycetes; Serinales; Debaryomycetaceae. The annotation marks the transcript as partial. The record is from RefSeq and is a predicted model, not a curated record.